AUGGCUCGCAAGUUCUUUGUCGGAGGCAACUUCAAGAUGAAUGGUACCAUUGAGUCCAUCAAGGCCAUCGUUAAGAACCUGAACGAGGCCAAGCUCGACUCCAAUGUCGAGACCGUCAUUGCCCCUCCCUCCCUCUACCUGCUUCUCGUCCGCGACCAAUUGAGGCCCGAGAUCGAGGUCGCCGCCCAGAACGUGUACGACCAGCCCAAUGGCGCCUUCACUGGCGAGAUUUCGGUCAGCCAGCUCAAGGACAGCAACAUCACCUGGACCAUCCUGGGCCACUCUGAGCGCCGCACCAUCCUGCGCGAGAGCGACGAGGUCGUCUCCAACAAGACCAAGUACGCCGUCGACAACGGCGUCGGCGUCAUCUGGUGCUGCGGCGAGUCCCUCGAGGAGCGCGAGGCCGGCAAGACCAUCGACGUCAUCACCAACCAGCUCGCCGCCCUCAAGGCCAAGAUUGGCAACGACUGGAGCAAGAUCGUCAUUGCCUACGAGCCCAUCUGGGCCAUCGGCACCGGCAAGGUCGCCACCACUGAGCAGGCCCAGGAGGUGCACGCCGCCAUCCGCUCGUGGCUCAAGACCAACGUCAACGACCAGACCGCCGAGGCCACUCGCAUCCUGUACGGCGGCAGUGUCAACGAGAAGAACUGCAAGGACCUGAGCAAGCAACCUGACAUUGACGGUUUCCUUGUUGGCGGUGCCAGUCUCAAGCCGGCUUUCGUCGACAUCAUCAACUGCAACCAGUGA
Thyridium curvatum is the source of this 747-nucleotide messenger RNA. RefSeq lists its product as uncharacterized. Gene Ontology annotation, biological process: glycolytic process; glycerol catabolic process; gluconeogenesis. The record is from RefSeq and is a predicted model, not a curated record. NCBI's taxonomy places the organism in Eukaryota, Fungi, Ascomycota, Sordariomycetes, Thyridiales, Thyridiaceae. The transcript has 4 exons. Gene Ontology annotation, cellular component: cytosol. Gene Ontology annotation, molecular function: triose-phosphate isomerase activity. Bases 1 to 747 code for a protein of 248 amino acids.